GUUUUGGAAGUUGGGAAAGGAAGGCAGUAAGUUUCAUGCCAUUGUGAAAAUCGGAGAAAUACUACUGCUGUUUGUCAAAAUUCUUCAUAUUAUACUCAGUCUGCCAUGGCACCAUGUACAGGGAAAACUUUUCCAGUUGGCUGAGGAGUUGCUGGAAAUUCUGGAUACAUGGUACAGGGCAGCAGCUAAGAUAGGGAUAAGGAAGAUGAAAGGGGUUAUAGUCAUAAAUAAGAUUCAGAUGGUUUUUCUUUAGGUUAGGUUAGCUUUGUACUGAUGUGGUAGCUAGUUAUUCACCUGAUAAUAUGGAAUCUCAACAGAAUUAAAAAGGAGGUAAAGUCAAAAGAGUUUUGGAACCAAGUUACCAUCCUAGGCAAGUAAACUACAUCCUCAUCUGCAAUUAGCAAAUAAAUUACCCCCUUGUCUUUUUCUCCUCUUCUGCAAUUAGGCCCCCGUUCAGAAAGGUCUUUAUUUACCUUCCUGAACUGGGGGCCUUGAACCUGAAAACCAAAAACAUCUAUACAAUGCAGCUUCCAAGAGAAACUAGAAUCUCCUAACUCCUUGUUUCACUCUCCUGUUUAAGGCAAGUUGCUGCAUAGGGCAGAAAGACUGAUUAAGAUAAAGUACAUAAAUCUCCAUGGCUGGCAUCUGUGUGCCUCCUUGAAAUUGUUUUUUCUGCAGAACCGCUGAGCUGGGUGCAGAAGCCAAGUCUGUUGAAACUCACAGGUCUUUAGUGGAAAACAGACUCCUAGCAUAUCUCAGGUUUCUCACCUACAACUUUAAAAUUUAAGACCUACUUUUCCCUUACUAUAAUGACAGUAUUCAGGAGAGCUUUUCAGAUUUUUUUCCCCCUAGAAUCUUGGUCAAACUAGGCAUGUGGUGCAUCAUUUGUCUUCCUUUUGGACCACACUCUAGCUGCUUGUUGUCUGACUGUGGCCCUCCCAGGCUGAGCUGGCUCACACAUUCACCUCUUGUGAGGCUCCACACAGCCUCAAGCAGGCUCACCGACAGCAAUUCUGGGCCCCCCUAGAAAGGUAUGGCUGAGGUUUACGACGCAAUCGAACAAAGUACGACUGCCCUUCUUACUUUUUUCAAGUAGGGCUUCUUUGUCUUGUUUUUCUCUCAGUUUCUGAGCUCGGGACUUACGUUUGUACUCCAUAAUGAACAGUAAGGACCGAUUCGAAAUUCCAUACUCCACAUUUCAUUUGAGAUGUCACACGCUUACUCAGGCUGCUGUUGCUGAUGCUCUGUGGUGUAAAAAUAAUGGUGAAGAACAUUUCAGACAAAGUGUGAUAUUUAAGUGUGGCACUGUCAACUUCAAGUCCAGAUCUAGCAAAGCACUUCAGCUAGUUUUCUCAAAGGAGCCUAGUGAAAUUAGGGACACGUUUCCUGUUAAAACUCCAAAGGGAUUUGGGCACCUAACUCCCUUUGAAAAUCCCAGCCUGAAUAACCUGAUUAACUUUAAUGGUGCCUGUGGUAACUUUGCUACACAGGGUCCUAAAUACGUAUAUUGUAAAUAAAUUAAUAUAUUUCAGGAAUAAAUUAAUCUGCUUCAUUAGCCCUCACUGAACGUUGUCAUUUCAGAUCUAAUCUAGAGAACAAUAUUUGGCACUUUAGGAUUAAUUGGCACUAAUAACAUUUAGUACUAGGGGUAACUGCAUUUUUUAAAAGGAGACUGGGAUACUCUGGAUAUCCCUUUAUGGGGCUGUAGAAUAACUUUUAACUUGAUCAUAAAUUUUGAUCACAUGACUUGUGUUAAUCUUUUCUGUAACAAGAGAAAGUAAGAAUCCACUUGAGAGAAGAUUUUAAAAUAUGUCAGAACUUAAUAUAUUGAUCCAUUCUGAGUAAGUACAGGUAUAUAACAGAGAUCUCCAUUUAUUUGUGUUUCUAUGGAACUAGAUGCACAAGAAGUCUUGGGAAAAAAGGAUCACUCAGUAAAGAAAAUUGCACUCCAUGUGAAACCAUGGCAAGCGGAGAAUAUCCAAGAACUCCCACAAAUGACUUCAUCCCUAGUUGUACUUGAAAAUAUACAAGAGACUUUAAAACAAUACAUGUUAACUAUGCUGGUGGAAAACAUCAGUGGCUUAUCAGAAGAUGACAAUGACUUCAGUAUGGAAAUGAUACCUGAAAUUAAUGUGGCUGUAGUUACAUUUAUCAAAGAUAUUGAUCUAAGGGAAUUUGUUAAAAAGUUCAACCAAAACCAUAGGGCGAAGCAACAAAAUAUUACAGCACGGCAUCUUGAGGUGACAAAAAGCAUUAAGGCUGAAAAUUUACCACCUAACAUAUCUAAUGACUAUAUAACUGUCUACUUUGAAAGUAAAAGAAAUGGAAGUGCACAAGUGUCAAAUGUAGAACAGUUACCUGAAGAGAAUUCAGCUAUCAUUACUUUUCAUUAUCAGAAAGAUGUAAACACUGUCUUGGCAAAGCAGCAUUCACUCAACAAAGUACCAAUUUCUGUGUAUCCGUACUACAGCUCAUUGGGUACAGCUCUAUAUGGAAAGGAAAGGCCUCAAAUAGAGAUGCCAGAACCAAUGACAAUGUCUCUGGAUCCUUACAUCUGGCAGUUUUUACAGAUGGAUAAUAGGCUAAUCCAGGAAAUAAAUCAUGAAAUGGCAGAUUGCAAAUGUGAACUAAUGUGGCCUCAACCCAACUGUGCAAAUCCAGAAAUAACACUGUGUCCCUCAAAUGCCUUAUCUAAACAGAGAUCAAUGAUCAGGUUGAUCAAGACAUGGAAUGAAGAUGUUGCUAAAAAGUUCUUAUGUAGCAUGUCAAAGUACAAGGCCAUUAAAUGUGAAGUAAAUUCAGUGGUGUGGGAAGCCAUAAGAAACAGCUUGGUAAAAGAUGGUGUUUUGGUCGUACCUGACAUUCCCAAGAACGUGGUUUUCUUAGUAGGUAAGACAGAGAUUGUGAAGGGUGCAGAGCAAGAACUGAAGGAGCAAAUAAAAAAUGCCAGGAAAAAAAUUGAAAGAGAAAAGCAGAGCAUAGAACAAACUCUGUCAGUUGGCCCAGGAAAGUAUGCAAUUUUACACCUUGCUGGUCUAGAGGAGAAUGUUUACAAGGAGUACCCGUCUCUGAAGAUAUGUUGUGAUGCAUCAUCAAAGAGUAUUCAUCUGUGUGGAGCAGCUGCAGAAGUAUUUAAAGUCAAAAGUGAAAUACUAGAAAAAGUGCACAGAAUGGCACAGAAAUCAAUCAAUGUCCAUCCUUACAUUUUCCAGUUCCUACAACACGUAGAUAAUGAAACACUGUCACAGCAGUUAUUUAUGUCAAAUCAAAUUAUUGCCUUUUAUGAGCUUGGCACUGAUAACAUAAUGCUGAUAGCAGGUUCUCCUGACGUUCUUCUCGAUGCAGAAGAAGAAAUGAAGAAGGAUUUGAUUUACAAAUGCAUUGACCUGGAGGACAACUCAGUCCUCAAAAAGAGAGAAUGGAAGGAGCUCAUCAGUCAUUUGUCCAAGGCACAUAACUGUUCCAAGGAAACUGUAAUAAUUAUUGAGUUGGAGAAUCAAGUAGUCAUUGCUGGUUAUUUCAGACCAGUAGCAGAAGCAUAUCAGCAACUUUCUGAUUUUGUAGAUAAACACACUCAGGUACAAAAAGUCAUCAUCGCUAAGUCUGUGGCAGUUGUAAUGUUUGUGGAGAAGGCAAAGUUCAAUAUUUGGCUUGAAUUAAAAAAGAAAGGUGUGAAAAUUGAAUUUGGCACACAGAAUAAACGUAAAGGUAUUUUCCUGAGUGGACCAAGAGUGGAAGUGUUCCAGGCGGUCACCAAAAUUGAAGAAAUUCUGUCUUCUCUACAUUCAGAAAAUGUGGUAAUUGAUAAACCAGGGGCCAAGGUGUUUUUUAAAGAACAAGAACACUUGUAUGUGACUGGUGUGAAACAACAAUUUAACUGUCUGAUCAGGCUGCAAGAAGCUGGAGAAGAACAAAGAGAAGAUGGUGAAGUUAGUAAUGUGUAUAAGAAACAAGGCCAGCCCCACUGUGAAAAGAUCCUGCAAAAUGGAGUUGUAGUAGCAGUUUAUAAAGGGGACUUGUGCAGUCAUCCAGUUGACGUUGUGGUGAAUGCAUCCAAUGAGGACUUAAAGCAUAUUGGUGGCCUUGCUGAGGCCCUUUUAAAAGGUGCAGGGCCAGAACUACAAACAGAAUGUGACCGUAUUGUGUGGAAACGAGGCCCUUUGCAGCCUGGCCAUGCUGUUAUUACAGAUGCUGGGAACCUCCCAUGUAAACAGGUGAUUCAUGCUGUUGGGCCCAGGUGGAGAGAUCAUGAAGCAGAAAAGUGCAUGCGCCUGUUAAAAAGAGCAGUAAAGGAAAGCCUACACCUGGCUGAAACAUACAAUCAUCAUUCCAUAGCCAUCCCUGCUAUCAGCGCCGGGAUUUUUGGGUUCCCAUUAAAAUUGUGUGCACAUUCAAUUGCAACAUCUAUCAAGGAAACGUUGGAAGAUUCUCCAGGGGAAAGCUGCUUGAAAGAGAUUCAUCUUGUGGACUCUUCAGAGAAAACAGUUCAGGCUUUCACUGAUGCCUUCAAAGACGUGUUUAGAGAUCAAUCACCCCGACACAUUUCGUCACCUCCAUCUGAAGCAGCCUUCAAGCCCAGAAAAAGUAGAAAUGCUCGAAGUAGAAAGGGUCUCCAGAUGGUAACAACCGAUGAAGGAUUAAGCAUCAUACUGGAGAAAGGAGGCAUCGAAGAUGCUACAACGGACGUCGUCGUAAACAGCGUUGCCCGAGAUCUACAGCUUGAUAAAGGUCCACUCUCUAAAGCCUUGCUGAGCAAGGCAGGUCCGAUGCUCCAAGCACAAUUAUAUGAAGAAGGCCUACCAGAAGUAGCUAGUGAAGGGUCUGUGUUCAAAACAGAUGGAUAUAAUCUGGGCUGCCGUUUCGUGCUUCAUGCCAUUGUUCCUGGAUGGAAAAAUGGGCAAGAAUCUGCACAGAAGCUCCUAAGAGACAUCAUCACAGAAUGUCUUCAGACUGCUGAGCAACUGUCUUUAAAGUCAGUCACAUUCCCAGCAAUUGGAACAGGGAAUUUAGGGUUUCCUAAGCCUGUUGUUGCUAAAUUAAUGUUUGACCAGGUGUUCAAAUUCAGUCGUAAAAAAAAUAUUCAGUUUCUUCAGGACGUUCACUUUCUGUUGUAUCCAAAUGAUACAGAUAAUAUUCAGGCAUUUUCAGAUGAACUGCAAAUUAGAGCAAGUGGAAAUAUUACCAAUGUCAAAAUGCACAAGCUGGUGCCCGAGAAUGCCAAGCAAGGACAAGCUUUCUUUGGGCCCAUUUCAACCCCAAAACAGGGAGUGCAUGAAAUGCAGAUUGGUUCCAUUACAUUCCAAAUAGCAAGUGGAGACAUUACCACACAAAAGACGGAUGUCAUUGUAAACAUAUCAAAUCAAACGUUUAACCUCAAAGCAGGUGUCUCUAAGGCAAUUCUGGAAGGUGCUGGACCACAGGUUGAAGCAGAAUGUGCUCAGCUAGCCUCACAACCUCACGAUGACCUUAUAACCACACAAGCAGGAAACCUGAUGUGCAAAAAAAUAAUUCAUCUUGUUGCCCUGAACGAUACCAAAUCUUUUGUCUCCAAAGUGCUCCAGGAGUGUGAACUGAAGAAGUACACAUCGGUUGCCUUCCCAGCAAUUGGAACAGGUCAGGCAGGCCUUGAUCCAGCAGUAGUAGCUAAUAACAUGAUGGAUGCUGUAGUUGAUUUUGCAAGUGAUAAAUCUGUUCAAAUUGUGAAAAACAUUAAAAUUAUCAUCUUCCAGCCACAACUACUAAGUGUGUUCCAUGCAAACAUGCAGAAAAGAGAAGGUACUGCUAAAGUACCUGAUGCACCUGCAUCAGAGUCCUUCUUGUCAAAAUGUGCUUCAUUCUUCGGCUUGGGAAAACGUGCUACAGAAAAAAAGCCUGCAAUGGUUUUGCAAAAAAAAAUUGAGAGAACUGUUUUUCAGAUUUGUGGUGAAAGCCAAAAAAACAUGGAAGAUGCUAUAUCCUGGAUUAAAAACCUGAUUUUAAAGGAACAGCAUGAAAGCAGUAUCUCAGAUGAAUGGAUUUCAAGCUUUGAUGACCAGGAAUAUAAGGAACUGGCAGACCUCCAGAAGAAACUGUCCAUUCAGCUGGAAUACAAGUAUCCUGUGCCUUUAAUUCGAGUUUCUGGUGUUACCAAAGACGUCUUGCGUGCUUGCUUGGAAAUUCAAGGCAUGAUCAAAAGAGUUAGCUCGGUUCAAGAAGAACAGUCCAAGGCAGAACUUCUCAGCAACCUAGUUGAGUGGCAAUAUAUAGAAAAUAAUCAGUACCUGCCUUUUGACAGCCUAACAAAUCUACGCUUAGAGGAUGCUGCAGCAUUAAACCAAAAAGAGAUUAACAUCACCAUUUGGAAUAAAAACUAUCAAGUGGAUCUGGAAGCCAAACGUGCUAUAGAUGACAAAGGGAAAAGUAUGGCCAUUCUACGAAUCUCAAAAGAUGAAGGUAAACAGUUAAUAGCUCUCCCUGAAGAGUGGUGUGAUAUGAAACAAGAACGUGUCAAAGUGAUGGAGUUACAUCAAGAAAUGAAAGAAUAUCGAGAUGUUCAGAUGAAGUUUCAACAGACGUGUUCAGCAUUCAAAAUUGAAAAGAUUGAAAGGAUACAAAAUCCUUACUACUGGCAGGCCUACCAAAUAAAAAAGCAGGAGAUGGAUUCCAAAAAUGGCAAUACAAAUAAUGAGAGGCUUCUAUUUCAUGGAACAACAAGUGGCUCAUUAACCAUUAUUAAUCAUAAGGGGUUUAAUCGCAGUUACGCCGGAAUGAACGCUGCAUGCUAUGGGAAUGGAACCUACUUUGCUGUCAAUGCCAAUUAUUCUGCCCAUGAUACCUACUCAAAACCAGAUGCAAAUGGGAAAAAAUACAUGUACCUGGCCCGAGUCCUCGUUGGAGAAUAUUGUGCUGGACAAAAAGGAAUAAUUGCACCACCAUCAAAAAACAACACUGAUCCGACAGAUCUGUUUGAUAGUGUGACUGACAAUAAGACAAAUCCAUCAAUGUUUGUCAUAUUUAAUGACAUUCAAGCUUACCCAGAAUAUCUUAUUACUUUCACUAAAUAAGCAUUCUUUGUUACAUGCAAGAGACUUUUAAUCUUUAUUUUGUAAGAUUACCUCAAAGACCAUAAAUUAAUGAGAAAAAAUUUGCAAUGAAGGAUGGUAAAACAUAUUUUACUAUGUUAGCUUUUUAAAGUUUGAUUGUUAUGUAUAUGCCCAGUUGCUUAAAUAUAAUUCUGUAAUAGUCAAAAAACAAGAGAGCCUACUUAUAAAAAAAAAAAAAAUAUUUGCAACUACUGGAACAGGGGUGAGCAAACUACAGCCCGGGGGCCACAUCCAGCUCUUCAGACAUUUUAAUCCAGCCCUCGAGCUCUCGCUGAGGAGCAGGGUCCGGGGCUUGCCCCGCUCUGGCGCUCCAGCCAGGAAGCGGAGUCGGGGGGUUGCCCCACUCUGCACGUGCCAUGGCUCCGCAUGGCUCCCGGAAGCCAUGGCAUGUCCCCCCCUCUGGCUCCUACACAUAGGGGCAGCCAGGGGGUUCACACAGCCAGGGGAACCGCGGCCAAUGGAAGCUGCAGGGGCAGCACCUGUGGAUGGGGCAGCGCGCUUGGCCUGGCCGCGCUUCCACAUCGGAGCCAGAAAGGUGACAUGCCACUGCUUCCAGGAGCUGCUUGAGGUAAGCACUGCCCUGAGUCUGCAUCCCCGACCCCUUCCAGCACCCCAACUCCCUGCCCCAUCCCUGAUCCCCCUCCCACCCUCCAAACCUCUUGGUCCCAGCCUGGAACAGCCCCACCCCAGAGCCCACACACCCAGCCGGAGCCCUCGCACCCCCGCACCUCAACUCUCUGCCCCAGUCCAGAGCCCCCUCCCACACCCUGAACUCAUUUUGAGCUCCACCCCAGAACCCACACCCCCAGCCAGAGCCUUCACCCCCUCCCACACCCCAACCCCCAAUUUCGUGAGCAUUCAUGGCCUGCCGUACAAUUUCCAUACUCAGAUGUGGCCCUCAGGCCAAAAAGUUUGUCCACCACUGUACUAGAACAUGCUAACAGUUUACACUGCAUGAAGUUUCGAGUUCAAUUUUCAAAAAUGAAAACUGCUCAAUUACAUUACAUAUCAACGAAAUGAAAAAUAUUCUUGCAUUGUAGCCAAACACAUUUUAAUUAUUAGUCUUUCUUAUUCAGAAUUAUGACUGAGCACAACUAAUAAUUCUACAAGCUAGGUAUUCAGUUCAUGGGUUUGUAUAUUUUACAGCAGUGUCUGACAUUGUAAAUCAAGGAACAAAUAAACUUAGAAUAGUACCAAUUAAUAAGUGAAUGUCCUAAGCCUUAUGAUGCUAAUAUACUGAACAAUUGUACUUCAGACAGUUAGCUUCUUACUCUGCAUCUUUAGUCAAGAUGUCAUCAUGUUAUAUUUAUAGUACCUGCAAUAAAGCUGAAUUAGUUACAGUAAA
Dermochelys coriacea (leatherback sea turtle) is the source of this 8427-nucleotide messenger RNA. RefSeq names its product poly(ADP-ribose) polymerase family member 14 (gene PARP14). Gene Ontology annotation, biological process: negative regulation of gene expression. The record is from RefSeq and is a predicted model, not a curated record. Bases 1887 to 7043 code for a protein of 1718 amino acids. Gene Ontology annotation, molecular function: NAD+ poly-ADP-ribosyltransferase activity; transcription corepressor activity. Gene Ontology annotation, cellular component: cytoplasm; nucleus. The transcript has 15 exons. NCBI's taxonomy places the organism in Eukaryota, Metazoa, Chordata, Testudines, Dermochelyidae.